This is a messenger RNA of Rasamsonia emersonii CBS 393.64, 927 nucleotides long. RefSeq names its product Lipoyl(octanoyl) transferase. Gene Ontology annotation, biological process: protein lipoylation. Gene Ontology annotation, cellular component: mitochondrion. The transcript has a single exon. Gene Ontology annotation, molecular function: lipoyl(octanoyl) transferase activity. Lineage: Eukaryota; Fungi; Ascomycota; Eurotiomycetes; Eurotiales; Trichocomaceae. The coding region runs from base 1 to 927 and encodes 308 amino acids. The record is from RefSeq and is a predicted model, not a curated record.
AUGAGACUCGCGCAUCUCCAUCUCCCGAAUAUCACGCCCUUCACGCGCGUCUCGAACAUCCAACAGAUUCUCACGACACGUCUCCUUGCUCACAAAAAGGCAGCAUCUCUUCCUCCAUCAUCCGCAUCCUCAGUGACAUCAAUCUACCCGCUAGCAAAACCUCCAGAUCCUACGAUUAUCACAUUCACACCCAAUCCAGUCUACACCACCGGCCGUCGCGAUCUACCUCCAUCCAAUACCUCUUCCCCUUCGGAUUCUAAGCCUUCCCCAGAAUUGUCUCUGCCUCCGUCCCUCGAACCGAUAAGAUCCCUCCUUACCCCACCAGCAGCUAAUGACCCUUCCUCUGCCCGUCCCGUCGCUGAGUACCACCCGACCCUGCGCGGCGGACAAACCACCUACCACGGUCCGGGCCAGCUAGUCGCCUACACGAUUCUUGAUCUUCGCCGUCUCGGGUUAACACCACGAUGUCACAUCCGGUUGCUCGAGAACAGCGUCAUUGAUGUACUGCGUGGAUUCGGCAUCCAGGGGUUCGUCACCGAGGACCCUGGGGUCUGGGUCUCCGAUUCUUCUGACUCGACCAAACAAGAUCCGAAGAAGAUCACUGCUGUUGGAGUCCAUUUGCGCCGGCACAUCAGUAGCUACGGGAUUGGACUCAAUGUCACCGAGGAGCCGAUGUGGUUCUUCCGACAGAUCGUGGCCUGUGGGCUCGAAGGGCGUGAGGCGACCAGUCUUGAGGGUCAGGGCGUGAAGGGAGUCACCAUGGAGGAGGUUGCCGACCGAUUUGUCAAUGCAUUUGUGGAACGACUACGAACGGACUUCCCUCCAGGCCCUCCAGGCGCCAGUGAAGGCAUUGACGAAGUGUAUAAGAUUCAAGUAGAAGAUAUAUUGCAGGAAGGGAAGCAAGAACAGGCGAGAUUGUUUGAAUGA